This is a messenger RNA of Chenopodium quinoa (quinoa), 1214 nucleotides long. RefSeq lists its product as uncharacterized. Gene Ontology annotation, biological process: mitochondrial respirasome assembly. The coding region runs from base 637 to 1014 and encodes 125 amino acids. The record is from RefSeq and is a predicted model, not a curated record. Lineage: Eukaryota; Viridiplantae; Streptophyta; Magnoliopsida; Caryophyllales; Amaranthaceae. The transcript is spliced from 4 exons.
GGACUAAACUCCUUAGUGUGGAGAUAGCCAGAUAGGCCGAUCCCAACUUGGUCACGUGUAUUCGACCCCCUUUCCUUUCCUUGAAUGAGUAUGUUAGGAUAUUGUUUGUCAAAUCUUGAUCGUUUAACAUAUGUAGGACUCUUCCAAGAUAAAUUUGAACACAGAAUUCAGGUCCCCGAAUCAUGGUAGGAUUGUGACUCCGUCAUUCAUCUACACCAACAUCCUCAAACCAAAAAACACUCAAUCCCCUCUCAACACCACUACUCUAGUACUCUCUCUCUUAUCUUCCUCUUUGUUUAAGUUUGCAUUGAUCCCAGAAUCUAGAAUUUACAGAUCAUAAACACCUACAAAUUUCUGGUCUGACCACGUGCUUUCCUCAUCUAGAAAAAACCCUAAUUUAAUAUUAACACUUUCAAUUCAAUCAACAUAAUUCAUAACUUCAUCAUCGUUGUCUUUUUCAGAUCCCAAGCUUACCCCACCUACCAUUGUUGUCAGCUUACAUAUAUUCACCAUACAAAUUUUACCCACUUCCCCAAACCCCUAUUUUAAAGCUUUAUUUCCUUAAUUGCCCAGAUUAUUGCUCAUAAACCCUAAAUUUUGUUUUAAUUUCUGGGUUUUAAGAUUUGAGUUACAAGGAUGAAGGAUAAGAAAGCAUCGAAAUUGACCCAUCAGCAUCAGAGUGGUCACUCUUCUCCUUUUAAAUUGGGCAAAUUGUUUGAUCCUGAUGUUUCCUGGGAUAAGGAUCAACUAGGGGAUGUUCUACAUUGGACUCGACAAAUCGUGGGCCUCGUGUGUGGUUUGAUUUGGGGUGCGAUCCCUUUGGUCGGAGGUGUAUGGCUCAUAUUGUUCUUGGCUCUUUCCACUGCCAUCGUGUAUGGGUAUUAUGCAUUGAUACUGAAGGUUGACGAGGAAGAAUAUGAUGGUCAUGGUGCUCUCCUCCAGGAAGGGCUUUUUGCAUCAAUGACUCUCUUUUUGCUUGCAUGGAUUCUAGUAUACAGCUUGGGACACUUUUGAUUGACUAGGUGGCAAGAAUUAUUCUUGAUCAAUAUUAAGAUGAUUUGGCGCCAAAUUUUCUGAUUUGCCUGGAACAGCUAGAUGAUUCCAUUAUCACAGUUGUAUGAAAAAUUUGUUUAAAGUUUGUACUUUCUUAGUUUUAUUGUGAAGCACAAACUCGUUAGCAUUUAAAUUGAUAGCAAAGUUCUUACUCGUCACCU